This is a messenger RNA of Gamsiella multidivaricata, 1046 nucleotides long. RefSeq lists its product as uncharacterized. Bases 267 to 887 code for a protein of 206 amino acids. Lineage: Eukaryota; Fungi; Mortierellomycota; Mortierellomycetes; Mortierellales; Mortierellaceae. Gene Ontology annotation, molecular function: acyltransferase activity, transferring groups other than amino-acyl groups. The transcript is spliced from 2 exons. The record is from RefSeq and is a predicted model, not a curated record.
GCAUGUUUGUCUGCCAGUCUUGUCAAUGCGGGCACUGUUGUCGUGAAAAAAUCUGUUGUGGGGGCGGAGAGAACUGCUUCCCCGCGUGGAGUGUAUCGUUCAAUUGCCCGAGAAAAUAGGGCUGCACCCAGGAAGUGGGAUCUCCGAGUGGAAAUGUAUAAAAACCACGCCUAGAUUCGCCAUCGCCAUUGCCAUUCCGUUCGUGAAUUAGACAAUCACUCCUCUAUACCCCCCCUCACACCUUCUUAUAUACCCCUUUAUCUGAAAUGGCCAUCUCAGCAGAUCAAUUUUCGUUUCGACAGGCGAAGCCAGAAGAGCUCGAUAUCUUUAUCGACAUCCUCGAGCGAGCCGCGCGGUGGAUGGAGGCUAACAAUUUGAAUCAGUGGAUCCCAGGAUCGUUUGUCGCUCCAAAGACCCGCGCUCAUAUUGAGCACGCCAUCUCGAUUGGAAACGCAUACUUCAUCAUCAAUCAGGAGCCCACUGUUACUACUGCGACCUUGAGCGGUUCGACAACACCCAUAACGUUAGUGAGCAUGUCAUGCAAACCGGAAACGAUCAUCGGCACCUUCACUUUGAACUACGCAGAUCCAUUCGACGAGAUGCUGUGGAAGGACAUUGUUGAGGACUGGACGGACGCUGUGUAUCUGCACCGUUUAGUGGUUGAGCGAGAAUAUAAGGGCUAUGGGCUCGGUCCCAAGGCACUGAUGUUUGCGGAGCAGGAGGGGUUGAGGCGGGGCAAGCACUAUCUGCGAUUGGAUUGCAUGGCCGACAACAAGCUACUGAAGGCCUACUACCGAGAGAAGGCCCACUUUAAGGAGUUCGAAGACUACCCUGGAGAGCGACUCUUUGGGAGAUUCGAGAGGCCCAUCACGGCGACCUUAGUUUGAGGCGACUUUUUCUAUUGAAACUACGCGGGCAGAUGCCACCUACAACGGAUCACGUUACUAUGUUCGAUAAUAAAAGAAUCAUCUUUUCUGCACAUUGACAUAAUUCACGCUACGAUAAUAAGCUGCUUCGUUGCGCUUGUGAUCGAGCGUUGGACGGAC